Messenger RNA from Kockovaella imperatae, 1365 nucleotides. RefSeq lists its product as hypothetical. Bases 243 to 1187 code for a protein of 314 amino acids. The transcript is spliced from 5 exons. The record is from RefSeq and is a predicted model, not a curated record. NCBI's taxonomy places the organism in Eukaryota, Fungi, Basidiomycota, Tremellomycetes, Tremellales, Cuniculitremaceae.
AAUUCAUUGACCUCAUACUGAUCAUCCAUAUCGAAUCCUCGUUCCUGUUCAUCUGCAACACACGUUAAUCCUUUGUAAACAUUGGAUUCUUACAGAAGAGGCACCUCCUUGAUAUUCAUUCAUUCAUAUUGAUCCUCACGUUCCCCUCUUCUUCGUCACACUGCUCACACUCCUUUGUCAACUCUAGACACUCUCUUAAUCCUCGAACACGACCCCUCCCCAUCGUCUGAUCACACAACGGCAUGCUCUCCACCUCUGGACUCUUCGUGCUCUCCGCUGUCAUCGGCGCUGCCGUGGUCAAGUCUCAAGCUGCCCCAAACUGGAUCUAUAUCCCCGCAGCGUGUCAGUCGCAAUGUGCGGUGACUCUAGAGGCUGCCUACCUCUGUCAAAACCAAUUCGCUGGAGACACCACUCAGAUUUACGGAUGCUUCUGUAACGACUUCCCAUCCGAUGCCGCGUCGUGUGCCUCGUGUCUCGACUCGAGCAAUGCCGGGGCCCUCGGAGCCCUUUUGACCUCCACGGUCACUGCUUGUCCUCAGGCUGUCCAAAGCUGCUUCUUCGCCUGUAGUUUCAACACAUGUGAAACGUCAGACGUUGCUUGUCAAUGCGACGCAGGAUACCUUGAAAACAUCUACAACUGUGGAUCUUGCAACACCGCCAAUGGGAACACUGGCGCCACUCAAUUGAGUGACUGGCAAACCCUUGAGGCAUCUUGCAAGGCUCAAAACUACCCUGGAGCCAACCAGAGUUUCACAACCGUGCCCUUGCCCAUGCCCGUGACCGACAACUACGUUGCUCCUGUUUUGACCGCUUCUGGUGGUGGAGUCGCAGCCACUGGAGAUUACCAAGCUACAGAUGGUGCCUUGGCUGCUACAGCUACUGCUACUGCCGCCUCUGGAGGUAGCACCGCAGGAUCCGGAACUGUUGGAUCAGGUUCAAGCUCUGGAUCAGGUUCAGGCUCUGGAUCGGGAUCUGGCUCCGGAUCAGGGCUUGGAUCUGGCUCAGGCACUGGCUCUGGCUCUGGCUCUGGCUCCGGCUCAGGCUCAGGCUCUGGUUCCGUCUCCGGCGCUGGAUCCGCUCCCACUGUUGUCACAGCCGCCCAGACCACUGGUGGAGCUUCGCCAAAAGCCCUGCCCGCCAUGGGAGCCAUGUUGGCUUUGAUCGGUGCCGUUGUGGCUAUUCUGUAGUGAUGUCAGACCACUAGGAUCUCUUGGCAAACUAGACCCCUUUCAUAUACCUAAAUCUCGUUAAUCACACGGACACUAGACUGUGGUCUUCCAUCUUGUUUCGAUUUGAUUUACCCUUCCCCAUUUCGGAUAGUCUUCUUGCUGCAUGUAUCAGGUCAUUGCAGACCGUUAGCCUUUC